GAGCUUGUUCAAGAAACAAUUUCUUUUAAUAGUUUAUACUGUUUUGAUUAGACUCGUUUUUCGUUUAGACGAUCUCAAUGAAAUAGGAAAAUAAACAUUUUAUCCAGAGUUUAGUUUCUCCCUCUCCCUCCUAGGCCCUAAUUAUAGGAGGUGGUAAACCUUGAUCUCAUUUAAUCUUAAUUCAUACAUAAAUUACCUUCUUUCUUUCCCUCUACUACCCAAAUAACGAUCCAGGGAAUUCAGCAAUCUUGAUUCCCGCUAUAACAUCAAGCUUAAACCUCAAAAUUUUUCAUAACUUUCAAUCAAAUAUUAAAAUCUUGAACAAGGGUUAUCAAAAGUUGAGAUUUUAAGGGCGAAUUUGAAGUGGAUUUUUCCGUUAUAACUAUAUUACUAAUCGAAAUUACUCCUACUAAAAACCCAGAAUUUGUUCUUCCAGAAAAGAUGAGUAUAGUGCAAAAAGAGACAAUUGAGGUGAUUGCUCAAAGUAUUGGAAUCACUAAUUUAUCCCCAGAUGUUGCUUCUACUCUUGCUCCAGAUGUUGAGUAUCGUGUCCGGGAAAUUAUGCAGGAGGCCAUCAAAUGCAUGCGGCAUUCCAAGCGUACGAUUCUGACAGCAGAUGAUGUUGAUGCUGCUCUCAGGUUUAGAAAUGUUGAGCCCAUCUAUGGUUUUGCAUCCAAUGAUCCUUUGCGUUUUAAGAGAGCGGCUGGACAUAAGGAUUUGUUCUAUGUUAAUGAUGUUGAUCUAGAUUUAAAAGAUGUUACUGAAGCACCUUUGCCCAGAGCUCCCCUGGAUACCUCUAUUUCUGUGCAUUGGCUGGCUAUUGAAGGUGUACAGCCUGCCAUUCCUGAGAAUCCUCCACCUUCAAUGGAAGCUCUUGCACCAUUGUCCGACGGCAAGAAAUUAGAGUACAAAGAAGAAGCAAUUCCUAUUGACAUUAAGUUUCCUGUCAAACAUGUCUUGUCUAAAGAGCUUCAGCUUUAUUUUGACAAAGUUCUUGAGCUUACUACACGGAAUUCUGACACCCUCCUCUUCAAAAAAGCUUUGCGAAGCUUAGCUACCGAUCCAGGACUUCAUCCUCUUGUACCUUAUUUCGCUUGCUUCAUUGCUGAUGAGGUUUCUCGGAAUUUGCGUAAACUAAGUCUUCUCUUUGGGCUAAUGCAUCUUGUUUGCAGCCUUUUACAAAAUCCACACAUACAUAUAGAACCUUAUGUACAUCAGCUUAUGCCAUCUGUCAUUACCUGUAUGGUAACGAAGAGGCUAGGGAACAGAUAUUCUGAUAAUCAUUGGGAGCUGAGAAACUUUGCUGCAAACCUAGUUGCCAGAAUAUGCCAAAGAUUUGGGCAUGUUUAUCAUAACCUCCAGCCUCGAAUCACCAGGACACUGCUCCAUGUUUUUUUGGACCCAAAGAAGACAUGGCCCCAACAUUAUGGUGCUAUUCAAGGGCUUGCUGCUCUUGGACCUAGUGUGGUUCGUAUGCUCAUCCUACCAAACCUAGAGCCAUAUAUGCAGCUCUUGGUACCAGAAAUGCAACUAGAAGGUCAGAAGAAUGAGAUCAAAAGGCAAGAAGCUUGGCAGGUUUACGGUGCUUUGUUGUUUGCUUCUGGCAAAUGCAUGCAUGAUCUGUUAAAGAAAUUUCCUAGCUUACCGCUUCCUUUAGCGAAACCCUUCUUGAAGUCUAAUAUGAAGAUUGCUGCAAUGCGACCAAACAAACGAAAAGCUAGCAUGGACAACCUUCUACAACAGCCACCAUUUAAGAAGUUAUCUAGUGAUGGUUCGAUGGGUGUAAUGCCGACAAACUCCAUGCAAGGGGUUGGCGGAGGAUUUACGAGUGGUGCUGUUACUGGAUCUGAUGCUGGUUUUUCAAAUAUUAACCAACAAUUGCAAAAUGAAAACGUCUCUGGAAGUAAUGUAAAAAGGGAGAAAAUAGACGUUCAAGCUCAAAAGGCUUCGGCUCUUGCUCUGGCUUGGAAGGAAGAGACGGAUGGUGGCCGUUUAUCGUCCUCGCUCUUUGAACAUUUUGGUCUUAGCAUGUUUUCCUUCAUUCCAUCUCCUGAACUGUCCUCUUUUUUGUAGUUGUAGCUUGUAUGCAAACAUUUGAAAUUUACUCUUGGAAGUGUAGAAUUCUAAACAGACAUUAUGGUCAUGUAAAAAUCUACUGAUAUGGCAUUUCAUUAAAUGUAA
Molecule: messenger RNA, 2181 nt
Organism: Amaranthus tricolor (Joseph's coat)
Lineage: Eukaryota; Viridiplantae; Streptophyta; Magnoliopsida; Caryophyllales; Amaranthaceae
Product: transcription initiation factor TFIID subunit 6-like
Exons: 12
Coding region: 442-2073 (543 amino acids)
Biological process (GO): RNA polymerase II preinitiation complex assembly; transcription initiation at RNA polymerase II promoter
Cellular component (GO): SLIK (SAGA-like) complex; SAGA complex; transcription factor TFIID complex
Molecular function (GO): protein heterodimerization activity; transcription coactivator activity; RNA polymerase II general transcription initiation factor activity
Source: RefSeq, a predicted model, not a curated record